Peromyscus maniculatus bairdii (prairie deer mouse) is the source of this 2256-nucleotide messenger RNA. The record is from RefSeq and is a predicted model, not a curated record. NCBI's taxonomy places the organism in Eukaryota, Metazoa, Chordata, Mammalia, Rodentia, Cricetidae.
AUGUUCACUUUGAUUUUUCUGUUCUUCCUCCUGAACAUUCCACUUCUUGUUGCCAGUUUCAUUCAUCCCAGGUGCUUUUGGAGAAUGAAGCAGAAUAAAUUCAAGGAUGGAGACCUGUUGGCAGGUUGUAUCUUCUUCCUUAGGGUUUUGAAGGAGCAUAUUGAGAAAGAUUAUUUCAACUACAUUCUGAAUACACAAUCACCAACUGAAAACAUCCAGUUUCCAUUGGCCUUAACUUUUUCCUUGGAUGAAGUCAAUAGGAACCCUGAUCUUUUGCCAAAUAUGUCAUUAGUAUUUCAUUGGUCCAAAGAUGUUUGUAAGACUGUUUCAAAAUUAUUCAGUCUCUUGCCUUUAACUGAAGAAAAUCAAGAAUAUUACCCUAAUUAUGAGUGUAAUGAAGAGCAUACUUGUUUAGUGGUGCUGACAGGACCAAAUUGGGAAACAUCGGCUCUGGUUGGGACAUUUCUGGACCCCUACAGAUCUCAACAGAUCCUUCAGCUUACCUAUGGACCUUUCCAUCCUAUCCUGAGUGAUCAUGAAAAAUUUCCAUAUCUAUAUCAGAUGGCCCCCAAGGACACAGCACUACCCCUGGCAAUGGUCUCUUUGGUGCUUCACUUCAACUGGAACUGGAUAGGACUGGCCAUCUCUGACAAUGACCAGGGUACACAAUUUCUCUCACAUUUGAGAACUGAGAUGGAGAAAAAUAUAGUCUGCUUUGCCUUUGUAAGCAUGAUCCCAGCCAACAUGCAUUUAUAUAUGUCAAGAGCUGAAGUGUAUUAUAACCAAAUCAUAACAUCAUCUGCAAAUGUAGUUAUCAUUUAUGGUGACAUAGACAGUACUCUAGCUGUGAGCUUUAAAAUGUGGGAAUCUCUAGGUAUACACAGAAUAUUUUUGACCACAUCACAGUGGGAUGUCACUACAAGUAAGAGAGACUCUACAAUUGGCUCAUCCCAUGGGAUACUAGCUUUUACACACCACCAUUCUGAGAUUUCUGGUUUCAAAACAUUUGUCCAGACAUUGAACCCUCUGAAAUACACAGAUGAAUACCUUUCAAAGCUGGGAUGGAUGAACUUUAACUGUGAGGUCUCAGCUUCUAAGUGUAAGACACUGAAGAAUUGUUCAUCCAAUGCCUCAUUACAAUUUCUAAUGGGACAGACUAUUGACAUGGCCUUUAGUGAUGACAGUUAUGACAUGUAUAAUGCUGUGUAUACUGCAGUCCAUGCUGUCCAUGAGAUGGUUCUUCAACAUGUGUAUAAUGGGAAUGAACACUAUGGUAACUGCUUGAAGCUGCACUCCUUUCUGAGGAAGACUCAUUUCACUAAUCCUGUUGGAGAAAAAGUGAAUAUGAACCAGAGAGAAAACCUACAGGCAGAGUAUGACAUUUUCCAGAUUUGGACUUUCCCAAAUGGAUUUGGACUCAAGGUGAAGAUAGGAGAGUAUAGUCCAUAUUUUCCACAUGGUCAACAGCUCCAUUUAUAUGAAGACAUGAUAGAGUGGGCCACAGGAAGUAGACAGAUGCCACCCUCUGUGUGCAGUGCUGAUUGUGGUCCUGGAUUCAGAAAAUUCUUGCAGGAGGGAAUUGCAGCCUGCUGUUUUGAUUGCAUCCCCUGCCCAGAAAAUGAAGUUUCUAAUGAGACAAGUGAGUCCUGUAUUCUACAGCAAAUCACAUUUGGAGUUGUAUUCACUGUGGCUAUUUCCACUGUGCUGGCCAAAACAGUGACUGUGCUUUUGGCUUUCAUAGUCAUAGCCCCUGGAAGAAGGAUGAGGUUCUUCAUGAUUUCAAGGGCACCCAACUACAUCAUUGCCAUAUGUACCCUUAUCCAAAUUAUUGUCUGUGCAAUAUGGCUGCUAGUUUCUCCUCCCUCUAUUGACAUUGAUGAACACUCUGAGUAUGGUCAAAUCAUCAUUGUGUGCAAGAAGGGCUCAGUUACUGCAUUCUCCUGUGUCUUGGGAUACCAUGGCUCCCUUGCCUUAGGGAGCUUCAUUGUGGCUUUCUUGGCCAGGAAUCUCCCUGACAAAUUUAAUGAAGCCAAAUUGCUGACCUUCAGCAUGCUGUUGUUCUGCAGUGUGUGGAUCACCUUUCUCCCUGUCUACCACAGCACCAAGGGCAAGGUCAUGAUGGUGGUAGAGGUCUUCUCCAUUUUGUCCUCAAGUGCAGGUCUGCUGGGAUGCAUCUUUAUCCCCAAGUGCUACGUAAUUUUGUUCCGACCAGAGAGAAAUUCUCUUCAAAAGUUAAGAGAGAAAACAUCUUCCUAA